Molecule: messenger RNA, 1758 nt
Organism: Suncus etruscus (white-toothed pygmy shrew)
Lineage: Eukaryota; Metazoa; Chordata; Mammalia; Eulipotyphla; Soricidae
Gene: CLU
Product: clusterin
Exons: 9
Coding region: 193-1548 (451 amino acids)
Source: RefSeq, a predicted model, not a curated record
AGCUCCGGGUGCAAUUCCCCAGCAUUCUUGGGGCGUGACUCAUGCAGGUUCUUAGCCAGCCCCCAAGGGGGUGUCCACCGCCAGCGCUAUAAAGAGGGACGCCUCCUCUCAGCGCCCUGCACGCGGCGUCCGCAGGAGCAGCGCGCAUCUGCAAGACCGAGCCUGCAGGAUUCCAGAACCAUCCGAGGCACCAUGAAGUCGCUGCUGCUUCUUCUGGGGCUGCUGCUCUUGGGGUCACCAGGGCAGGGCCGGGACAGUGAGCAGGGACUGGCCAGCCAGGAGGUGUCGGACAAGGAGCUGCAAGAAAUGUCUGCCCAGGGCAGUAAAUAUAUCAAUAAGGAGAUGAAAAAUGCCUUCAAGGGCAUGAAGCAGAUGAAGAGCCUCAUUGAGAAGAACAAUGAGGAGCGGAAGGCUCUGCUGGACGAACUGGAAGAGGCCAAGAUGAAGAAGGAGGAUGCCCUCAACAGCACCAGAGAGUAUGAGGAGAAGCUGAAGGAGACCCAGGGCAUGUGCAACGACAGCAUGUUGGCCCUGUGGGAGGAGUGCAAGCCAUGCCUGAAGCAGACCUGUAUGAAGUUUUACGCGCGUGUUUGUAGGAGUGGCUCCGGCGCAGUGGGCCAGCAGCUUGAGGAGUUCCUCAACCAGAGCUCGCCCUUCUACCUGUGGAUGAACGGGGACCGUGUGGACUCAUUGCUGGAGGACGAGAGGCAGCAGGCACACGAGCUGGACAUCAUGCAAGACAGAUUCCACCACACAUCCAGCCUCCUGGACUCGCUCUUCGCUGACUCGCUCUUCACCCGCGAGAUGCCCGAGCCUCACUUCUUCAGGCCCUUCGGCCACCGGCACCACCGGCCAUCGUUCUUUGGGUCCAGCUCGCGCGUGGUCCGCAGCCUCCUGCCGUUCCACCACUUCGAGCCAUUCAACUUCGACAGCAUGUUCCGGCCUUUCCUGGAGAUGAUGAAUCAGGUGCAGCAAGCCAUGGAGACGCAGCUGCAUGAGAGCCUGGAGCACCUGCCAGAAACCUCAGAAGGUGGCAACAACCGGACUGUGUGCAAAGAAAUCCGCCAUAACUCCACAGGGUGCCUGCGGAUGAAGAACCAGUGUUCCAAGUGCAGGGAGAUCCUUGCUGUGGACUGCUCGGCCAGCAACCCUGCUCAGGAGCAGCUGCGCCAGGACCUCAGGACCUCACUGCUGAUGGCUGAGAAGUUCUCCCGACGCUAUGACCAGCUGAUGCGCUCCUAUCAGCAGAAAAUGCUAAGUGGUUCAACCAUGCUGAAGCAGCUGAACCAGGAGUUCAGUUGGGUGUCCCGGCUGGUCAACUUCACGCAGGGUGAUGAUCAGGAGCUCCUGAAGGUCACCAAGGUGAAUUCUCAGGCGCCCACCGUGGAUGGUGUGGGCGGAGCCACCUUGGUAGACCUGAAGCUCUUUGAUUCGAUGCCCCUUACUGUGGCCAUCCCAGACUCUGUCCCCAGGAGGAGCCCCAAGUUCAUGGAGAUAGUGUCCGAGAAGGCCUUGCAGGAGUUCCGGCAGCAGGAGCGGGUGGAAUGAGACGAUUCACUGCUUCCCAGAGAAAGGGGCGUCGCCUAAACCCUGCUACUGCUCCCCCAAGACAGCCCUGGACACUCAGACCAUGCAGUCUGUCCGUCUGUCCCUGCUCCACGUCUGACACAUCCACACUUACACCUGCUGUCCGCAGGAACACCCCCUGCGGGCACUAAUCCCAAUAAAGUUGCCUGUAGAGCCCAGAGUUAACCUGGA